UAAGGCAGACGCAUGUAAUAGUGCUUCUAAUUAAUGGUAAAUAAUGACUUUAGCACUGAAAAAGAAAAGUUUAUCCAGUUUUUUUCAUUUUCAAAAAAAUAACGAUGAAAAACAGAGUUUCGGAAAAUUUCAAAAUGAGGCUGCGGAUGCUAAAUCAAAUAAAAGUUUAUUGCUUGUAAGUCCUAAAAAAGUACGCUCUCAACCAACUUCUCCUUCUGUGUUAAUGCGAAGUACCAAAGAGAUUGAGGCAACGACGCCGGACAAAUUAUUAAAUAUCAGCCAUAUGUUUAAGAUUGCAUUGCGUUCACGAAGCAAAAAUAACUUAAUGGACGGUAAAGGAAGCCCAUUCGAAGAUUUAAGUAAUGAAAAGAAAUCAAAAUGGGAAAAGAUAAGCAAAAAAUUAGGUAGUCGAGAAUCUAUUGAUAGCAUUGAAAAUCAAAGCAACCACUCAUUAAGAAAUGAAAGAUCUUUGUCUGUUGGGAGCACAGGUCCUACAAAACGACGAUUAGGAGUGGAUCAAAACUGUAGAUCAAAUUCUCUUUGUAUUGACUUAUUUAAAAGCAGUUCUUUUAAAGAAACAAAAUCUUCAAAUACAAUUAUAUCAACCUUCACUGGAAAAAGACAUUCAAAUACAUUUAAUUCUUGGUCAAAGUUCAACCAGCCGGAGCACAUCUCUUCUGGUCCACUUUUGCAUAUUGCUGCUUCUAACGGAAAUAUGGAACUUUUGAAAACAUUAAGCGACGUUGGCGUUGAUCUAAACGAACACAAUUCUGCUGGAUGGCCAGCAUUACACUAUGCAAUAUGCUCAGGAAAUUUCGAAGCGGCCCAUUUUUUGAUUAACAAAGGAGCAUCCAUAAUUCCCUAUUCAAACAGAGUAAUUAAUACUUUAAAUUUAGAUAAAUUAUAAAAGUAAAAAAAAAACACUUUUUUUAAA
Molecule: messenger RNA, 934 nt
Organism: Hydra vulgaris (swiftwater hydra)
Lineage: Eukaryota; Metazoa; Cnidaria; Hydrozoa; Anthoathecata; Hydridae
Molecular function (GO): protein binding
Source: RefSeq, a predicted model, not a curated record